Messenger RNA from Exophiala viscosa, 5378 nucleotides. Its product is annotated as DNA polymerase zeta subunit. Gene Ontology annotation, biological process: double-strand break repair via homologous recombination; error-prone translesion synthesis. Gene Ontology annotation, molecular function: DNA binding; nucleotide binding; DNA-directed DNA polymerase activity. The record is from RefSeq and is a predicted model, not a curated record. Gene Ontology annotation, cellular component: zeta DNA polymerase complex; nucleus. Bases 153 to 5270 code for a protein of 1705 amino acids. NCBI's taxonomy places the organism in Eukaryota, Fungi, Ascomycota, Eurotiomycetes, Chaetothyriales, Herpotrichiellaceae. The transcript has a single exon.
ACAAGACAUGCCGCGCCGCAUUGCACCUCGACAUGGAAAACGCUCUGAUUGACAAGUGGAGAUUUUGCCUUACUGGCCAUCUAUGCAUUAUCUUCAGCUAGUAUGGUUAGGGUGCAGUCAACCAUGAAGCGUCGGCGACAUGCUCAGCACACAUGCUCUCCUCGGUAGAUACGAUAAUGUCUAUGGAUACCUUUCGAGUCCGCCUGAACUGCAUCGAUCACUACCAAGCCGUGCCUGUAAACGAAUUCGAUCCGCCACUCCCCCUCGGCGUCACGAGCGAAAAUGCGAAAGAACGACCUCGUAUUUCCGUCAUUCGCGUCUUCGGCGCCACGGAGACCGGGCAGAAGGUGUUGAUGCACAUUCAUGGGGCUCUUCAGUACACGUACAUUGAAUACAGUGGUAGCCUGGCUCCCAACGAUGUGGACGUGGCUAUCCGCACUCUGCAGCUCUCGAUCGACCAUGCACUCGCCGUCAGCUACCGCAAAAACAUCUAUGAUGGGAAACAUCGAUAUGUGGCACACAUCUCGCUGGUCAAGGGAGUCCCCUUCUACGGCUUUCACGUGGGAUACAGAUACUAUCUGAAGAUAUAUCUGCUCAAUCCGCUGCAUAUGACAAGGCUUGCAGAUCUCUUGCGUGAAGGUGCCGUGAUGAAGAGAGUCUUACAACCUUACGAGAGCCAUAUGCAAUACCUGGCGCAAUGGAUGUGCGACUACAACUUGUAUGGUUGCGGUUACAUUGAAUGUGGCAAAGUCAAGUUCCGCUCACCCAUACCAAAAUAUAUGGACAUCACCAAUGCCAUGCAUCAAUGGCAUGACCACUCCAUAUCACCAGACUGCAUUUCUGAGGACACAUAUCUUCCGAAACAGAGCCAUUGCGCGCUGGAAGUCGACGUACAUGUGAAGGACAUCUUCAAUCGGCGAAAUAUUGAAUCUCGUGAUGUCCAUCACGACUUUAUCGAACGUUUGCGUCCUAUUCCGGCCGAUGCAAAGUUGGUGCAGAGUAUGGCCGGACUAUGGAAAGAUGAAACCCGACGGAGGAAAUUGAGAAUGGGGCUCAAAGAUCCGAACAGUAGUCCUUUUCCGCCGGAAGUUCUAAUCUCCAUGUCAGCGGACCCGAGGAAUAGGGACGCUGGGGGCUGGAUUCAUGAAGUAGAAUUUCGCGAAAGAGUUAAACAAUUGGCUGCUGAAGAACAUGACAAAAGCGACGGGCGUAAGAUAUCAUUUGACACUUUCAUGAAGCCUGUACCACUGGAGGGGACUGUGCAGACUGCGCUUGCUAGCGUCGACGACCUCUAUCCAGAGAAGAUUCAAAGUCUGUUGCAUCGCACUAGGGAUCGGCAAGUAGACCUUGCUUCAAACGGCCACAUUCAGGCCGAUCAAGUGAUUGUCAACGAAGCUCGGGCGGAAAAUCUUGCAAAUGGCUCUCGCGACGACCCUGAGCAAUUCAACGCAACCGACGGACAAUCAUCGGAUCGUACAGACACUAUCAGUGACCGAAAGCCCGAGAGUAGUGGAUCAACCAACGACCUCGUGAGAUCGCCAAUCAGUUCAUCGGAGUACCAAAAGUAUGGCAUUCGUGCAGCAGGAGAUACGGACGGCCUCGAGGAGGAUGCCUUUGAGGUACCCGAGGAAUAUUUGACACGCAGAAAUGAACCCUUGAACGGUGCUAAGAGGGAUAGGUUUGCAAAGCCACCGAGCUUCAAGCCGAGGAAGCGACGCAAGCAACUUGUCGAUGAAGAAGAUGUCCUCCCAGACAUCAGCUUCUCUGGCUCGGACGAAGAUCCAGACUUCACAUACGAUGAUGACCACUACGAUUCCGUUGCCCAGCCGACAGUACAGGAGUUACGAAGUAUUCGAUUACCACAGAAUGGGCUCGAUAGUCUCCCAGCGAGUGGCCAGCAGUCUCACAAGAAGCUGUCGCAAGAAGCUCCCAUCAAUCUCUCCCAGCAAUCUAACUUGUCAUUUCCUACCGUAAAGAAUCCCCAUGACCCGGACACGUUCGCUCGUCUAAGCCAAAAGAGCAAUAGCUCUCUGAAAUCGCCGUAUACAGUUCAAACAGUAUCUCCGGCAUUGUCCAAAACGACCCCGAAAGGAAGAAUUUCAUCUUCUCAACAGACAUUGGUUCCCCCAACCACGGUCGAAAGCGACAAGACCAUACGUCUUCCCAGUCUGAAACUUCGUGGCCUGCGAGACACUGGGAGAGUCGCUUCGUUGCUCUUAUUUUUCCCUCGUCCACCCACUACGGAAGAAGUGAAGACGAGUAUCUGGCAACAGGGACUCCCCGACGUCAUCUAUCAGGAAGCAUUUUACAGCAACGAAGAGGAUGUGCCGGAGCAAGCUAGACAGUAUGCUGGCCGUGAGUUCAAACUCGAAAGCGCAACUGUGCCGUUCUUGCCCGACUUCGACCCGACCGGAACAUCUCUGGCAAAUCUGGGUCGCCGGCCGCCGCUACUGCUCGAUCACCCCACAGAACAGAUCCGAGACAAUCAAAGACGGAAACGUUGCACCAUCUCUCAAUGGACUAUUGCCGCUGCGCCUCCGAGAAAAGUGGACGUGGUCUUCUGGCUCCGAGAAGAACAGCAGGCUAAGAUGGACGAAGCACUCGCCAGUGGCAAGUCUGCAACCCGAAAUAAGCUACUUUCCCAGAUUGACGGACCGACUCAGAAGAAUCGGUAUGGGUUCAAAUAUUCGCAGAAGCAGCCCAGCACCAGCGUUCAACAUGAAACCCAAUAUAUGAGUAUCAUGGCUCUAGAAGUCCAUGUCAACACCCGAGGUUCACUUGCUCCCAAUCCGGAUGAAGACGCGAUUGCUUCUGUCUUCUGGUGCGUGCAGACAGAUGAUGAAGAUGUCGAGAGCAGAGGCAGCCGAGAAGGUAUCCACAAAGGCAUUCUGACCGUUGCUGAUGAACCACACAUGGGCAAGAAGAUAGGGCGCAAUGUGCCGUUCGAUGUUGAGGAAGAAACAACCGAGCUUGAUUUGCUGACAAGGCUGAUUGAUAUCGUACGGAUAUACGAUCCUGACAUCCUUACAGGAUACGAAGUGCAUACCAGCUCAUGGGGAUAUCUGAUCGAACGCGCCCGUGUCAAAUACGACCUCAACUACUGUGAUGAGCUGUCACGCAUGAAAUCACAAUCUCAUGGCAGGUUCGGCAAAGAGGAUGACAAAUGGGGCUUCAAUCACACCUCGACCAUUCGAGUUACAGGUCGUCAUACGAUCAACAUCUGGAGAGCUAUGCGAGGUGAACUGAACUUGCUCCAGUACACCAUGGAAAAUGUGGUUUAUCACAUACUGCACCAGAGAAUACCUCAUUACACCUUUGCCGACCUGACAAAGUGGUACAAAAGCAAGAAUCCUCGCGACUUGGGGAAGGUCAUUGAUUACUUCUCAAAUCGGGUCGAAAUCGAUAUUCAGAUCCUGGAGGCAAACGAGCUGGUGCCGAGGACCAGUGAACAGGCUCGCUUGUUGGGCGUUGAUUGGUUUUCCGUCAUCUCUAGAGGGUCUCAGUUCAAGGUCGAAUCCCUGAUGUUCCGAAUUGCUAAGCCCGAAAACUUCAUCUUGGUGUCACCUAGCAGGAGGCAGGUCGGAGGACAAAAUGCGCUUGAGUGUUUGCCGCUUGUCAUGGAGCCUCAGAGUGACUUUUACACCAGUCCACUGCUGGUACUGGAUUUUCAGUCCCUUUAUCCAAGCGUGAUGAUCGCUUACAAUUAUUGUUACUCCACUUUCCUCGGGCGUGUUGUCAAUUGGCGCGGUACGAACAAGAUGGGCUUCACAGAUUAUCGUCGCGAGCAGAGACUGAUGGAACUACUCAAAGACUACAUCAACAUUGCUCCAAAUGGCAUUAUGUAUGCAAAGCCGGAGAUACGGAAGUCAUUGCUAGCUAAAAUGCUUACGGAGAUUCUGGAGACCCGGGUCAUGGUUAAGAGUGGCAUGAAAGUGGACAAGGACGACAAGACUCUGCAACGACUGCUGAACAACAGACAGCUCGCACUCAAGCUCAUCGCGAACGUCACGUACGGCUAUACAUCUGCAUCUUUCUCAGGACGGAUGCCCUGCUCUGAAAUUGCAGAUAGUAUCGUUCAGACGGGACGAGAGACCCUGGAGAAGGCUAUUGCGCUCAUUCAUUCUGUCGAACGAUGGGGUGCUGAAGUGGUCUAUGGUGAUACUGACAGCUUGUUCGUCUACCUGAAAGGCCGAACGCGAGAACAGGCUUUUGAUAUCGGUGAGGAGAUUGCAGAUACAAUCACGAAAAUGAACCCACGACCAGUCAAGUUGAAGUUCGAAAAGGUCUACCAUCCUUGUGUUCUGCUUGCCAAGAAGCGCUACGUCGGAUUCAAGUACGAAAGUCGAAAACAGACAGUCCCUGAGUUUGACGCCAAAGGCAUAGAGACGGUCCGGCGAGAUGGUACACCUGCCGAGCAGAAGAUUGAGGAGACUGCGUUGAAGGUCCUCUUCCGCACUUCAGAUCUAAGUCAAGUGAAGAGCUUUUUCCAAGCGCAGUGCUCCAAGAUCAUGCGUGGAAAAGUAUCAAUCCAGGACUUUUGCUUUGCGAAAGAAGUCAAGCUUGGGACGUAUAGCGAGAAAGGCCCGCCACCGCCCGGAGCACUCAUCAGUGCCCGCAAAAUGGUUGAAGACCCAAGGCUUGAACCUCAAUAUGGCGAAAGAGUGCCGUAUGUGGUGGUCACGGGAGGACCUGGUGCAAGACUCAUCGACCGAUGUGUGGCACCGGAAGUGCUGCUCAACGAUGCACAUUCGGAGCUUGAUGCGGAAUACUAUAUCUCGAAAAACAUCAUCCCGCCUCUCGAACGCAUCUUCAACUUGGUCGGCGCGAAUGUGCGACAAUGGUAUGAUGAAAUGCCCAAGUAUCAACGCAUCAGACGGGUUGAAGCAGGCCCGAUCACCGAUGGCAGAGAGAUGGGCCUUUCGAGAAAGACGUUGGAGUCAUACAUGAAGUCCUCGACAUGUUUGGUGUGUCGUCAGGCUCUGGACUCGGAAUCGCCCUUGUGCAACAGCUGCUUCCAGCAGUCAUCGCACAGUGUGCUUGAGCUUCGGUCGCGGUUGAUGAAAGCGGAGAAGAAUGUCACAGAGCUUGCGAAAAUCUGUCGUUCGUGCUCGGGGUGGGAUUGGAACGAGGAUGUCCGGUGUGAUAGCAAGGAUUGUCCUGUGUUUUACUCACGGACUCGGCACAAGGCGGCGUUGGCUAACGAGAGCGCCACACUUUUGCCUAUCAUGGAAACAUUGGAGCAAAAUGUACAGGAUAGCAUGGAUUGGUAGCCUUUUUGUGUACAUCAACGGGCGUUGCAUAGCGAGGGCGAUGUGAUUUGGAAGAGUGCUUGAGAUACCCCAAUUGGAAAGAAAGCCUGGAUAGCACAGGACGGGCGU